Messenger RNA from Drosophila albomicans, 899 nucleotides. RefSeq names its product serine protease 1-like. The record is from RefSeq and is a predicted model, not a curated record. The transcript is spliced from 2 exons. Gene Ontology annotation, biological process: proteolysis. Bases 7 to 882 code for a protein of 291 amino acids. NCBI's taxonomy places the organism in Eukaryota, Metazoa, Arthropoda, Insecta, Diptera, Drosophilidae. Gene Ontology annotation, molecular function: serine-type endopeptidase activity.
AUAUAAAUGGCCAGAAUGGACAGUGGAGUAUCAUUCGUUUUACGGCAAACGAUCAACAUGAAAGUGCUCGUAGUUCUUGCUCUGGCUAUUGCCUCUGUCUCCGCUGGCGUUAUGCCACAGGGUGCCCCAGUGCAUCCUCGUGACUUGCCCGCUGUCGCCCAGAUUGAGGGUCGCAUCACCAACGGAUUAACUGCCUCCGAGGGUCAGUUCCCCUACCAGGUGGCUCUUAGCUUCAGCAGCUCCGGCGGUAGCUGGUUCUGCGGUGGUUCCAUCAUUGGCAACUCCUGGGUGCUCACUGCUGCCCAUUGUACCUCUGGUGCUUCCUCUGUGAACAUUGCCUAUGGAUCUACUGCUCGCACCAGCCCCAAGCUUAGCCUGACUGUCAGCAGCAGCAGCUUCAAGCAGCACACCAGCUACAACUCCAACACCUUGGCCAACGAUAUUUCCCUGAUCCAGACAUCCGCUGUCUCCUUCACCACCUACAUCAACAAGGUUGUAUUGCCCUCUAUUGCCAACACGUACUCCACCUACGCCGGCCAGAAGGCCAUCGCCUCCGGUUGGGGCAAGACCUCUGACUCAGCUUCCGGUGUGACCAGCACUCUGCAGUACCAGACCUUCGAUGUCGUUUCUGUUGCCACCUGCCAAGCCACCUACGGCAGCACUGUUGCCUCCAGCAAGGUUAUCUGCAUUGCCACCCCCAACAAGCAAUCUACCUGCUCUGGUGACUCUGGCGGCCCAUUGGUUCUGUCCAGCAACGGUCUGCUGAUUGGUGUUACCUCUUUCGUGUCCAGCUCUGGCUGCCAGUCGGGUCUGCCAUCCGGCUUCACCCGUGUGACCAGCUACUUGGACUGGAUCAAGACCAACUCCGGCAUUUCCUACUAAAGCACUUUCCACGAAAA